Molecule: messenger RNA, 1243 nt
Organism: Homalodisca vitripennis (glassy-winged sharpshooter)
Lineage: Eukaryota; Metazoa; Arthropoda; Insecta; Hemiptera; Cicadellidae
Product: STI1-like protein
Exons: 7
Coding region: 235-975 (246 amino acids)
Molecular function (GO): Hsp90 protein binding
Source: RefSeq, a predicted model, not a curated record
ACUAGGUCCGGUCUAUAGGCUAAGGCUACACGGCUAGGCGCCAGGCGGCAGGCGCAGACCAAUCAAUUUUGUCUGCUAUCGUUAUUGAAAAUCUCUUCAAGUGGUUAUUUAAUUAAAUUUGACAAUACGUGUUCUACUUAUCAGUAUAAUUUUAAUAGUUAACUUAUUAAAUGUAUAGAAAAUAUUACAGGAUUUUAAAAUUUUAACUAAUAAUUGCAGAAAUAACAAAUCAAAAUGGGAACUUCAGAACAGGUUCAGGAACUAAAGGAACAGGGUAACAAAUGUAUGAAGGAAGGCAAAGCCAUGGAAGCUGUCUUCCACUACUCUCAUGCCAUCAAAUUAGACCCCAAGAACUAUUCUCUUUAUAGCAACAGGUCCCUGGCCUUUCUCAAGUCUCAGCAGUAUUACUAUGCUUUGGAAGAUGCCAAAGAGACUAUUAGGCUUAAACCUGACUGGCCUAAGGGAUAUUUCCGUAAGGGUGAAGUUGAAGCAGCUACGUAUAACUACACUGAUGCAGUGUUAUCGUAUACACUUGCACUGCGACUUCUACCAGAAGAUCCAACACUGGCAGCUGCUCUGGAGCGAACAACUCGUGAGAGAGCUCGUAAUAUGAAAGCGGAUGCUCAGAUUCCAUGGCUUGGUGCUGGGGUGGGACUGAUUCUCGGGGUGAUGAUUGUCAUAGCUGACCACGUAGUGGCGGACAAACCUAUGCUUUCACACCCAGUGUUGAUGGCCCUGAUCACCAUCACGAUUGCGAUGGUGGGCUACUGUGUGGCCAGAGGCUACAGGUACUACAUGUCCUGUCAGCAACAAGGGUUGCUGGACCCUCCUAUCGACUUGUUCCCAGAUGAGGAGCAGGAAGAGGGAGACCCAGAGACCAAUAACAGCAGCAGUGGUUCCAAGUCGACUGGGAAUCACCAACGGUAUACAAAGGCUCAGGCCAGGUUCCGCUUCAAGAAGGGGAAGAAAAGCUAAACAACCUUCUCCUCUUGUGUUUCCUGACCUGGUUACCAGAUUCUCACAUUGAGAUUCCAAGCACUGAGCCCCGGCUGCCACCCUUUUGGGAACAUUUUGUACAUUAUAUACAUCUCAUAAUUGUGUUGUUUCUAUUUUAUAUAGUCAUUAUAUAUAUACAUCAUAAUUAUUAUGUAUACCAAAUUUUACUGAUUCUUUUUUCCCUUCUUGUCCACCACAUGGACCAUAUGGUCCUAAUUUCGCCUCAAUAAAUAUGUGUUUCUUUCUU